AUGAAGUGUGAGGAAAUUCGGUCGGGAUGGUUUUCAAAAACAUUUUGGGGAGGUGUUUUUGGUAUAGUGGCUCUUGACAAAUAUGCGAGAUGGUCUUAUGGAAUUCCGGACUACCGCAACUAUAACCUCACGUGCUGGCCUUAUGCCCUUGAGCGGGCAAACCUACGUCGGCAUGGAAUCGACCCUGACACGGUUGAUCUGACUGCCAGCGACCAACAGUAG
This is a messenger RNA of Eimeria maxima, 222 nucleotides long. Its product is annotated as Conserved Plasmodium protein, related. The coding region runs from base 1 to 222 and encodes 73 amino acids. The transcript has 4 exons. Lineage: Eukaryota; Apicomplexa; Conoidasida; Eucoccidiorida; Eimeriidae. The record is from RefSeq and is a predicted model, not a curated record.